UCACCACGUGCCACGCGCUUCCGUGAAUCUUCUCUUUUUCAUCUUACUAGUUACCUGACAGCUACUGUAGCUAGCUAAAAAAGUUAUGAAAUGUUUUAGAGUACUAGCUUUUCACCAUGAGUGCAUUAUGAAGGAAUGCUCACGCUCCAGUGAUCCUGAUCCUGUCCAGUGCAAGAAGCAUCCAAUGAUCCACCCAUGGCGUGGCACUGGCGUAAAUAAAAUAAAAGCAUCAACUUUACCUCUGCUGAGGUGAGGAGUGAGGACAAGCAAGUGGCACUGCUCACUCCCCACCUUCACCUCACCACCUCACUGCCCAGCUCAGUCUCAGCACCGAGCUCCGCUCCGAGUCAACUGACUGACGCUAGCUUGGUAGAUUAGAUGGAUCGGCAGGGGCAGCAGCACCGGCUGGUGACGAUGCCGCCGUCCUCCUACGCGGGAGGGGGAGGGGGAACGGGGGCCGUGGACGUGGUGGCGCGGGACGCGGCGGCGCAGGCGCUGGGGGCGGUGGUGCAGCUGCACUUCGACAAGACGGUGGAGAAGAAGCGGAGCGCCGACGCGCAGAAGCAGGAGCUCUGGCGCCUCUUCCUCGCCUUCUUCCUCUUCCUGGCGCUCGUCCUCUCCGCCGUCGCCGGCGGGGCCCGCCUCCAGUGCCGCCACCUCUGGGCCCCCGCCGGCCUCCUCUCUCUCGCCCACCUCGCCUUCUACGCCGCCGUCGCGCACCACCUCCGCUGCCUCAACGGCUUCAGGUACCAGCGGCGGUGCCACAAGCUGACGCUGGCGCUGGCGGCGGACCGGCUGAGGAUGCUCAAGUCGGCGGGGGAGGUGGUGGCGGCGGCCGACGUGGAGGUGCCCUACCAGGAGCCGCACGAGAGCUACCUCGCCAAGUUCAGGCGCAGCUGGGCCAUCCACUUCGCCUUCCUCAUCGCCACCUUCGCAUUCUCCGUCGCCGCCGCAGUCGCUGUCCUCUGCUUCUAGCCCUAUCCCAUUAACCCACCAUUAGCUUCUUCUUCUUCUCUCUGCUUCUUCUCUUCAUCAGGAUUGGUAAAAUCAAAUCCAUUGUGCUGUGCUCUGCUCCUUGUCUUUCCUAGCAUUAGCAAGCGAGCAGCACCAAGAAUGUCCUGGGCAAAUUGCUGUUGCCCGCAUUGAUUAAGAGCACCAAGAGUGAGUGAGAUCUGCUUGCCUGCCUACAUUAAUGUCAAGGAUCUUCGUUGGUGUCA
Hordeum vulgare subsp. vulgare (domesticated barley) is the source of this 1217-nucleotide messenger RNA. RefSeq lists its product as uncharacterized. The transcript is spliced from 2 exons. Bases 379 to 975 code for a protein of 198 amino acids. Lineage: Eukaryota; Viridiplantae; Streptophyta; Magnoliopsida; Poales; Poaceae. The record is from RefSeq and is a predicted model, not a curated record.